This is a messenger RNA of Carassius auratus (goldfish), 2002 nucleotides long. RefSeq names its product ribonuclease inhibitor-like. The record is from RefSeq and is a predicted model, not a curated record. Bases 951 to 1529 code for a protein of 192 amino acids. The transcript is spliced from 5 exons. Lineage: Eukaryota; Metazoa; Chordata; Actinopteri; Cypriniformes; Cyprinidae. Gene Ontology annotation, molecular function: protein binding.
CACCUGAAGUCAUCAAGGAGCCUCUACAUCAUGUGCCACAUCCCAGUGUUCUGCUGGAUCUCAGCCGCUGUUCUGGAGAAGAUGUUGAGUCGAGCAGAGAGUGGAGAGAUUCCCAAGACUCUCACUCAGAUGUACACACACUUCCUGAUCCUUCAGACCAACAUCAAACAUGAGAAGGACUAUGAGAAGAAGGUGACAGAUGAAGACAUGAUCCUCAAACUGGGGAAAGUGGCUUUUGAGCAGCUUGUGAAAGGAAACCUGAUCUUCUAUGAGGAAGACCUGAGAGAGUGUGGUAUUGAUGUGACAGAAGCAUCAGUGUACUCAGGAUUGUGCACUCAGAUCUUCAGAGAGGAGUUGGGCUUGUAUCAGGGGAAAGUCUUCUGCUUUGUUCAUCUGAGCAUUCAGGAACAUCUAUCAGCUCUAUAUGUGCACCUCUCCUGUACAAACCACAACAGAAAUGUGUUUGACCAGUUCACCAAACAGAGUUUAUGGUCUAAAGUGAAGAACUGGUUUCAUUCUGUUUCAUUAUCUGAGCUGCAUCAGAGAGCUGUGAAAGAGGCUCUACAGAGUAAAAAUGGACAUCUGGAUCUUUUUCUCCGGUUCCUUAUGGGUUUGUCAGUGGAGUCUCAUCAGAUUCUCCUUCAACGAAUAUUGAAGUUGAAAAGCAGCAGCUCUAACAGCAAUGAGGAAACAGUCAAGUACAUCAAGGAGAAGAUCAGGACCAUUGACUCUCCAGAGAAAUCCAUCAAUCUGUUCCACUGUCUGAAUGAACUGGGUGAUCGUUCACUAGUGGAGGAAAUACAACAGUAUCUGAAAUCUGGAGGAAUAAAGGAAGCCAAACUCUCGUCAUCUCAGUGGUCAGCUUUAGUUUUGUGCUAUUGACAUCAGAAGAUGAACUGAAUGAGUUUCAUCUUGAUAAAUUUGUUAAAGAAAAGAAUAAUCCUGAAAAUAUGAAAGUUCUUCAGAAGCUGCUGCCUGUGAUUAAAGAAUCCAGAUCAGUUCAGUUGUAUAAUUGUGGUGUCACAGAUAAAGGUUGUGCUGCUCUGACUUCAGCUCUGAGAUCAAACCCCUCACACCUGAGAGAACUGGAUCUGUCGUGGAAUAAACUAAGAUAUUCAGUGAAGCUGCUUUCUGAUGUACUACAGGAUCCUCAGUGUAAACUGGAGAAACUGGGGUUGAGUGAUUGUGACAUCACAGAUGAAGGUUGUGCUGCUCUGACUUCAGCUCUGAGAUCAAACCCCUCACACCUGAGAGAUCUGAAUCUGUCGUGGAAUAAACUAAGAGAUUCAGGAGUGAAGCUGCUUUCUGAUGUACUACAGGAUCCUCACUGUAAACUGGAGAAACUGAGGUUGAGUGAUUGUGGUGUCACAGAUAAAGGUUGUUCUGCUCUGACUUCAGGUCUGAGAUCAAACCCCUCACACCUGAGAGAACUGGAUCUGUCUAAGAAUAAACUAAGAGAUUCUAGUAAGAAGUUACUCUCUGAUCUGAAGAAGGAUCCACAUUAUAAACUGGAGACAUUACACUAUUGAGUCUCAGUGUUUAGACGUCAGUUCAGUUUCCUCAGGAUCAGCUGAUGGUGAAUAAGGAGCCGCUUCAGAGACGUCACAGACACACAAUCAACACAGACUGUGUGAUGGGGACACAAGAAUUUAAAGAUGUUCAAUUCGGUUCAUUUUCCUGACCGACUCCUAACACUCAUUCUCUAAUUAUUGACUGUUGACAAAAUAGAAAGUUAAAUUACAUUUAAAUUAAAUUGGAAUUAAUAUGUUUGUGACCCAUUGAAAGUGAACUCUUUACAGUUUCUAUUAAUGUCUUAUUAUUAUCAUCUGUAUGACCAAAACUCAUUUUCACUAUAAUAAGGAAAACAAAAAAACUCAAGUGAUUGCACACGGAUCUCAUGGGGAACAUUUGUAUUCGUGCAGAAUGAGAUGUUGAUAUAUUUCUCUUUAAAUACUUUUUAUUUCUAGAUGUUUAUAUGUUGUUUAUAAAACAAAUAAUUUUA